UUCCUGCAAAAUCCCCAGGUUCCCCCUUUCCAGGCCUCUCUCUUGCAUGCUCAAACCGAUUACGUCCUCGCUUAAGGACUGCAUUAACCUUAGAUACAUAUUAAUCGAGGAAGAACAGAGAACUAUAGGACGAUCGGAUCUUUGAUUGGAAGAGGAGGAGAAAGAUGGGCUUAAAACGCCUUCUUGUUGAGGUCUCAAAACAGCGACAGCAACUGGGGUUUGCAAAAUUCUCAUUUACAAGUUCUUAUUUUACUUCACAGAAAUUCGGAUUUCAUGCAGCAUACAAGCUUCCCGGUGCUCAGAGAAGGUUCCAGUCCAGUUAUGUGGGAAGUUUCGCACGAAGAUUGCGUGAACGUGAUGCAGAUGGAUUAAACAACACAGGUUAUCUUAGGGAGCUUUAUAGUCGAAAUGAUCCAGAGGCCGUCAUAAGACUUUUUGAAAGUCAGCCUUCGUUGCACUCUAAUCCAUCAGCACUUAAAGAGUAUGUGAAGGCCCUGGUCAAAGUUGAUAGAUUAGAUGAAAGUGAGCUGCUCAAGACAUUGCAAAGAGGAAUGGCAAGCUCUGGUACCUCAACAUUCGAUGAAGACAGUAUUGGUGGCCUCUCAGUUUUGAAGAAUGUGGGGAAAUCAACAAAAGAGGGUGUAUUAGGAACUGCUGCUGCUCCUAUACAUAUGGUGGCUACUGAAGGAGGACAUUUCAAAGAGCAGUUAUGGCGCACAGUUCGUGCUCUAGGCAUGGCCUUUCUACUGAUUUCUGGUGUUGGAGCCCUCAUUGAGGAUAGAGGAAUCACUAAAGGACUGGGUCUACAUGAUGAGGUGCAACCCAGUAUGGAAACUAAUACAAAAUUUAGUGACGUGAAGGGUGUAGACGAGGCAAAAGCUGAGCUUGAAGAAAUUGUUCAUUAUCUUCGGGACCCUAAGCGAUUCACCCGUCUUGGUGGGAAGCUUCCGAAAGGUGUUUUGCUUGUUGGUCCUCCAGGGACCGGAAAAACCAUGUUAGCCAGGGCUAUCGCGGGAGAAGCAGGGGUGCCAUUCUUCUCAUGUAGCGGUAGCGAGUUCGAAGAGAUGUUUGUUGGUGUUGGGGCACGUAGGGUUAGAGAUCUCUUCACUGCAGCAAAAAAGCGGUUGCCAUGCAUAAUUUUCAUAGAUGAGAUAGAUGCCAUUGGAGGAAGCCGUAACCCUAAGGACCAACAGUACAUGAAGAUGACUUUGAAUCAGUUACUUGUUGAAUUGGAUGGCUUUAAACAAAAUGAAGGCAUUAUUGUUAUUGCUGCUACUAACUUCCCACAGUCAUUGGAUAAGGCACUCGUAAGACCUGGUCGAUUUGAUCGUCGUGUGGUUGUCCCAAAUCCCGAUGUUGAAGGCCGGAGGCAAAUAAUGGAAUCUCACAUGUCAAAGAUUUUGAAGGCAGACGAUGUGGAUUUAAUUGUCAUUGCUAGGGGAACACCUGGAUUCUCAGGUGCUGAUCUUGCAAACUUGGUUAACGUUGCCGCUCUCAAGGCAGCAAUGGAUGGUGCCAAGGCGGUGAGCAUGGCUGACCUAGAGUACGCCAAGGACAAGAUCAUGAUGGGCAGUGAACGCAAAUCAGCCGUCAUAUCGGACGACGUUCGUAAGCUGACAGCAUACCAUGAAGGCGGCCAUGCCCUUGUUGCUAUACAUACUGAUGGCGCCCAUCCUGUACACAAAGCCACAAUCGUUCCUCGAGGGAUGGCUCUUGGUAUGGUAGCCCAAUUGCCCGAUAAAGAUGAAACGAGCGUAUCCCGCAAAGAAAUGCUUGCUCGGCUCGAUGUUUGUAUGGGUGGAAGGGUUGCCGAAGAACUUAUUUUCGGUGAAAAUGAAGUUACUUCAGGAGCAUCCUCAGAUCUCGAGCAAGCCACUCAUCUUGCAAGAGCAAUGGUCACGAAAUACGGGAUGAGCAAAGAGAUCGGGGUCGUUGCUCACGAUUACGACGAUAAUGGGAAGAGCAUGAGUACCGAAACUCGGCUCCUAAUUGAAAAGGAAGUUCGGGAAUUGUUGGGAAAAGCUUACGAUAAUGCCAAGAACAUUCUCGUUACUUAUAGCAACGAGCACCACGUGCUCGCUAACGCGUUGCUCGAGCACGAAACACUGUCGGGAAAACAGAUCAAAGAAAUGCUUGCUCAAUUGAAGUCACAGCCACAGCAACAACAGCAUCUGGCGGCAGCAGCAGUUGCUGCCGCCACUGCUGCCGCCAAUGCUGCAUCUGCUGCAGCCAAGGCGAAAGGUAUUGCUCCGGUGGGAUCUUAGCAUUCGAUAUUGGCAAUACACUUUCUCGACCCAUUGUGCAUAUUAAGUACUAGUGCCUUUAUGCCGAUUCGAAAAAUGCAUAUUCUUCAUGGCUGCCACGGUGGUUCGAUUAUUGUGCCAUGGUGAUUUUGGACAUAAAGGGAAGUCAUAGAAGGUGAAAUUUAACAGGAAAAUGUCAAAAUGUAGGAUUUAUAUGAGAUGGGUAUCUUUCCUGUUUUGAUUUCUUAGAUACAUACAUACAUACAGUUGACAAUAAUGAGUUUUGCAAUCUCAUUCUUUAGAGCUAUAUAACUUAUGCUGGAGUAACCUACGUUUUGGCCCCUAUGGUUUGUCAAAAAUUGCGACUACAAAUCUGUGUACUUUUGAAA
This is a messenger RNA of Cynara cardunculus var. scolymus (artichoke), 2632 nucleotides long. RefSeq names its product ATP-dependent zinc metalloprotease FTSH 4, mitochondrial-like. Gene Ontology annotation, molecular function: ATP-dependent peptidase activity; ATP hydrolysis activity; metalloendopeptidase activity. Lineage: Eukaryota; Viridiplantae; Streptophyta; Magnoliopsida; Asterales; Asteraceae. Gene Ontology annotation, biological process: proteolysis. The transcript has 7 exons. Bases 165 to 2264 code for a protein of 699 amino acids. Gene Ontology annotation, cellular component: membrane; chloroplast thylakoid. The record is from RefSeq and is a predicted model, not a curated record.